AUGCCUAGCGGUAUGUUGGACAAGACUUGGACUGGGGGAAAGAAGGGAUUCGACAAGGUCUGGGGAUGGGCGGAUAAGCUUGGAGCACCAGUGAAUAAAUUAUCAAACAAACUUGGCGCAGAAGCGUUCUGGCCAACGACGCUUGACAAGGAAUGCGACAAGGCGGCACGAAUUUUGAAAAGCUUUUGCAAGGAUGGGUUCUAUGAGGAGACGGUCCAAAAGGGCGUCGACGGCCCGAAACAGAAGCAAAAAGUGCUGAAGAAGAUUCCAUCAGAGGUAAUUGCCAAGGCUAAGGGUUUAGCAAUCUUUACCACGAUGCGUUCAGGUCUAUGGAUCUCAGGCGCAGGAGGAAGCGGUAUUCUUGUGGCGCGAAAAGCAGAUGGCACAUGGUCUCCGCCGUCUGGUAUUCUUCUCCACACCGCAGGGCUAGGCUUUCUGGUUGGAGUGGACAUUUACGACUGCGUCGUAGUCAUCAACACUGAAAAAGCACUCGAGGCAUUUAUGAAGAUUCGAUGUACGCUUGGAGGCGAAAUCAGCGCCGUAGCAGGCCCGGUCGGCAUUGGUGGUGUUGUUGAAUCUGAAGUGCACAAGCGACAGGCUCCUGUCUGGACGUAUUUGAAAAGCCGCGGCUUCUAUGCUGGUGUGCAAGUGGAUGGAACCGUCAUCAUUGAGCGAACGGACGAGAAUGCUCGAUUUUAUAGCCAGAAAGUUGGAGUCAGGGACAUUCUGGCCGGCAAUGUAAAUUUCACGCCAUAUACUACGCGGAUGUUUAUGGAGACGCUCAAGGCGGCACAAGGAGACCGCAAUAUUGAUGAGUCUAUCCUGCCUUCAGAGCCUGCGCCGGGCGACAUGGAAGUCGAAAAGCAGGGCCACAUUUUCGGCGUGCCAGACGAAGGUGACGAAGACCCGUACGGAGUUUUGGCUCUGGAGCGAGAAGGCAUGGAAAUCAGGGAAGCGGGUACAAAUUCGCGGCCGACCAGCGAGCAAUUUGAGUAUCGACCUGCUCCCACGAGUCCUGUGUAUGCCACGUUCAAUCGACGAAGUACGGAGAGUUCGUCUCAAAAGUAUGGCGAGGGGAGUCGCCGAGUCAGUCGCAUGAGUGCAGUGAGCAACGAUGUCGGUACGCAAACAGCAGAGAAUGAGCAAGAGCUGCGCAGCCCCGUGUCCAGAUCAUCUUUGAAGAAGGACGCAGGAUAUGCUGAUGGACUGGUAACGUCACCAACAGUAUCCAUCUCCGAGCAGGAAGAGCUUGCACUGGAAAAGCAGAAAACCCACGAUCAGCCAUCGCCAUCAAAACGCGCAGCUGAUGACGAUGAUGAGAAUAACCACAAACAAGAGAAUGGCCACGGACCUGAAAACGAAAAUGAAAUGUCUACUAUCCCUCUCGACGACGAACGCGAUCACGAACAUGAACACGAACACGAACAGACGGCCGCUUCUCACGAUGACAUUUCCACCGAAGCAGUCCCCGUCCAAACCGCGGCUCAGCCACAACGCAUCUCUCGAGCCCGCCUCGUCACCAUUCCCAAGCGCAUUCCGCCCGCUCUUCCUCCCCGCAAUCCCGGCCGCCGCAUGCUUAAUGCCGAGCCCACCUCGUCACAGGAGGUUUCUUCAUCAGAUGCAUCGUCGCCAUCAGCCACUACUCCUGCUAUCGAAGCCGGGGCAUCUGAAGCUCAUGAAAAUCAUGAGACUCCCACAGCCCUUCCAGCGGACGAAGCAUCCGCGCAAUCCGAAACCCCAACCUCAACCUCUGCCACCCUCCCUGGCUCCUUUGCCGACGAUGACGACGAAGAAGACGAAGCCGGAUUCCAGCGCGUCAGCAUCAUUGCCAACCAUCGCUCCUCGCAAUCUGCACCUGCACCUGCAGAUAGCAAUGUCAAUGCCAACCAUGAGGCAGAAGCAGCAAAGGAAGAAUCCGCACCGCUCACAACAACCGAAUCUUCUUCUGCUUCUGCAAAAGCGCCCGCAAAUAAUAACACCCUCGAAGGCGACGAAUUCCAUUCUCUCCCUCCUUCGCCAGACCGUCCGGCCUCUCCUGCCGCACCAAUACUCGAGUCGCAUGCUGCAUUCAACCAUGACAGUCACAAUGGUGUUGCAGAGGCGAAGACUGAAAACGGCAGUGCUAAGAAAGAUACGGAAGACAAGGAAGAUUUUUCGUAG
Molecule: messenger RNA, 2160 nt
Organism: Xylona heveae TC161
Lineage: Eukaryota; Fungi; Ascomycota; Xylonomycetes; Xylonales; Xylonaceae
Product: DUF500-domain-containing protein
Exons: 3
Coding region: 1-2160 (719 amino acids)
Molecular function (GO): phosphatidylinositol binding
Source: RefSeq, a predicted model, not a curated record